This is a messenger RNA of Ceraceosorus bombacis, 705 nucleotides long. NCBI's taxonomy places the organism in Eukaryota, Fungi, Basidiomycota, Exobasidiomycetes, Ceraceosorales, Ceraceosoraceae. The record is from the annotation of a GenBank genome assembly.
AUGGCAUUAGCCAUUCGCACUUCUCUGCUUUUCAAAGCCAAAGCCAGCAACGCCCCUUUGCGCCAUUCUGCGCCAUCCUUGCUACAUCAUGGCGGCGUCAGGUGCUUGUCAGGUGCGUAGCUCUUUGGUCUUCCUUUGCGAGCCCUGUCCAGGCAUUCCCCCCUCCCCCUUCUGCAAGACUCUCGCUUUAGCUACCCAAACUCCUCUUCUCUUGCAGCCACAUCGACACUGCGAAGCGCAGAUGCCGAGCAGGAGCUGCUGACUCGAUUGAGAAGCGCAUUGAAGGAUGCCAUGCGGGCCAAGGACCAAGCCAAGGCGGGCGUAUGGAAGGAGGUGCUGUCCAAGUACGAAACGUCUCAAAAGUCUUCCACCUCCACCACCACCACCACCACCAACCUGCUCUCCAUUCUUCGCAAAGCUCAAGCAAGCCGCGUAGAAGCUGCAAAAGACUUUCGAUCCCUCGCUUCGCCCAGGGAAGAUUUGGCAGAGAGCGAAAGCAAGGAAGCGGAAUGGAUCGCAUCGUUGUUACCCGCUGAGCUCUCUGCCGAUGAGCUGCAGGAAGCUGUAAAGAAGGCCAUCCAAUCGAUUGGCGAUCAGGGCAAGUCGACGAUGGGCAAAGUGAUCAAGGAGGUCAGCGCUGCGACGCAAGGAAGGGCAGAUGGAAAACAGAUCAGCCAGGCUGUCAAGAAGGCGCUGGGUUUGUAG